Messenger RNA from Lingula anatina, 1475 nucleotides. RefSeq lists its product as uncharacterized. The record is from RefSeq and is a predicted model, not a curated record. NCBI's taxonomy places the organism in Eukaryota, Metazoa, Brachiopoda, Lingulata, Lingulida, Lingulidae.
CGCAUACAGUGGAGACGGGAAUGUUUCACCAACCCCCUCCUGGUCGCAUUGAAACAUGAUUACCUGUAGUGCGUCAAUGAAUUAACACACACAAAGGCGCUUAAGCUGUCGACACACAUUGGCAAAAGACCGUCUUUGUUGAACGUAACUGAACCGUCCAUAGAAAACAUGUACACAGGGUCGCUCCGAGAACGUGUAUCAACAAAAACGCCGGGACCUAGGCAAACAAUUAUUAAACGGGCCGGUGACGAAACACAAACAUACCGCUACAAUGAGGCAGAAAUCACAAUAGAUUUCUCCAACAAGAAGGCAGAUCGAGUUGCGGACAAGCUCAGCGCAGAUCUGGUCCCCGUGGAGAACGGGGCUAGCCUGGCCCUCCGGAACGCUCGCUGCGUCAACCGUGGCGUCCAGCGUCGCAUGAUGACCCGCGUGAAGGGCAUGAUGAAGGCACUGGAGUACAACACAAAUAAGAUUGAGAGCGAACAGAAGGAUCUUUUGGAAGACUUCCUCACUAAGUACCCUCAGAUGGAGAAGCGAGUGGCGUUCAUGUUCCGUGACAAGUCCGGGACGAUGCGACGACUUGGUCUCCCUCGGGGUCUCACUCGGGACAAACUUGUCUACGUUCGGAAUCUCGGCACGAAAGAUUCCCCCGAAAAAGAACCGGUUCCCCUCGAAUACGAGCUUGUAUAUACUAAGACAAAAAAGGACAAGGUACGAGAAGCGCAAGGAAGUUUGGAUAAGGAAAUUAAACCAUUCUUGCCCGCUGUGAAAAAUGGAAACAAUCAAAUGUUUACUGGGAACGGUGCUUUACAAGGCGGUAGUGCCUCCCAUCCUGUUAAGACUACAAAGAAGUCUCGGAAAAAACAAACAUCGCCAGACCUGACUUUAGUUUCGAAAUCCCUUCCGUCCAUCCCCGAAGAGAAAGGAGCCCAGGGGAAAGAAGACUCAUGUAAAAACACUUCACAGUCUGCUGAUGACAGUGAAGUUAACACCAGGGAGCUACAAAUGAAACGCGUUGUGCCAGCUUUUAAAGUGAGCAACUUUGUCUUGACGGAUUUCGGAUUCCACCCACCACGAACGGAUCCUUACAUCCACCCCAAUUUUAAAAGGAAAGAAGACGUUGAACGAGAAAUCGAGCACGCGGCCCAACGUCAUAUAUACGCCAGUCAAAUACCUAGUCAAAGCUAUCGUGGCGGCAAAACGGAACGGAACGUUAACAGUCUACGCAAAACCAUCACCGGCAGAGUAGCGACCCUGGAUCCCGCUUUGGGAUCGGGUUUAGCGGGUAAUGGUCAAAAUUCAAACCCGGUGAAACUGACUGUCCCGAACAACCAAUACGUGAUGAAGAAAACGAAACCGAAACCACUCCCGCCCAUAGAAAGUAAGCGACACGGCGCCGUGAUGUUUCAGUUAGGCUCCAGUAAGGCUGCACAUAUGGAGGGGUUUAAACUGCUGUGAUUUGCGUGCCACGGCUC